This is a messenger RNA of Mercurialis annua (annual mercury), 2354 nucleotides long. RefSeq lists its product as uncharacterized. Gene Ontology annotation, biological process: protein phosphorylation. Gene Ontology annotation, molecular function: protein kinase activity; protein serine/threonine kinase activator activity; ATP binding. The transcript is spliced from 21 exons. Lineage: Eukaryota; Viridiplantae; Streptophyta; Magnoliopsida; Malpighiales; Euphorbiaceae. The record is from RefSeq and is a predicted model, not a curated record. The coding region runs from base 39 to 2093 and encodes 684 amino acids.
CACUCCUCUGUGGGGAUUCUAACAUUAUAAUCCGAUCGAUGGAGAAGAAGAAGUAUCCCAUAGGAGCAGAGUCUUACGUCCUAUACGAAGAGGUUGGACAGGGAGUGAGUGCAUCCGUGCACAGAGCUUUGUGUAUUCCUUUUGAUGAGAUUGUUGCUAUCAAGAUUCUCGACUUUGAACGCGAUAAUUCUGAUCUCAGUAACAUUUCUCGUGAAGUGCAAACAAUGAUCUUAAUCGACCAUCCAAAUGUUCUCAAAUCACACUGCUCCUUUGUUUCUGAUCAUAAUCUGUGGGUAGUUAUGCCAUUCAUGGCUGGAGGUUCUUGCCUACACAUUUUGAAGGCUGCUUAUCCAGAUGGUUUUGAGGAAGUUGUGAUAGCAACGAUACUUCGUGAGAUAUUAAAAGGCUUAGAGUACCUUCAUCAUCAUGGACAAAUACAUCGAGAUGUUAAAGCGGGAAACAUUCUCAUUGAUUCACGGGGUGCAAUCAAGUUGGGAGAUUUUGGUGUUUCUGCUUGCCUUUUUGAUUCAGGUGAUAGACAACGUAUGAGGAAUACAUUUGUGGGAACACCCUGCUGGAUGGCACCUGAGGUCAUGGAGCAGUUGCAUGGAUAUGACUUCAAAGCUGAUAUUUGGUCGUUUGGCAUUACUGCUUUGGAGCUUGCUCAUGGACAUGCUCCAUUCUCAAAAUAUCCUCCUAUGAAGGUAUUGCUUAUGACAUUACAAAAUGCACCCCCCGGUUUGGAUUACGAAAGAGACAAGAAGUUCUCUAAGUCUUUUAAGCAGAUGAUAGCUAGUUGCUUGGUAAAAGAUCCCUCAAAACGGCCUUCGGCAAAGAAGCUGUUGAAGCACUCUUUUUUUAGGCAAGCAAGGUCAAAUGAUUACCUAUCAAGGACAGUUUUGGAAGGACUGCCUGUUCUUGGUGAUCGUAUUAGAUUAUUGAAGAGAAAGGAAGAGGAUAUGCUUGCGCAAAAGAAGAUGCCGGAUGGGCAGAAGGAGGAAUUAUCACAGAAUGAGUAUAAACGGGGUAUUAGUGGUUGGAACUUUAAUCUUGAAGAUGUGAAGGCUCAAGCUUCCCUGAUACAAGAUGAGGAUUCAGUAGCUGAUAUGAGUACAGGAGGAAGCUCAAGUUCAUUAUCCUCAUUUGAUGCACUUGAUAAGCAAUUAGAUUCUCGGCAUUCCUCGUUGUCACAAGUCCCAGAAAUGGAUGAGAAUGACCUGACACAGAAUCGACUUACUCCUCUAACAAAAGUGGGAUAUGAAAGGUCUGAUGAUGACUCCAGCAUUAUGAGUCCACAAUAUGAACAGAGCAUUUCACAAAGUUCUUCACCUUGUUGUGAUUGUAAUGUGGAGAACAAUGUGACAGAAAAACCUUUUUCUGAGAUCAAUGGUCGACCAACGGAGGGCAUAGCUUCACAACAGAAGACAGGAGGUGCAUCAAAUGGCUCUAAUUUAGCAGAAAAUGGAGCUCCUCCUAAUAAAGGCGAAAGCGAUAAGUUGUUAUAUCAGCAAUCCAACAAUUCAAGCACGGAAGGAGAAGAUGUACUUUGUGAAAUGCAUCCUAAAGUACCUAAAGUCUCAGCAUCAGGCAGUGAUGAAGGUGAUGAAAAAGCGAAGCCACCUGUUGUUCAGCAAAGAGGACGUUUCAAAGUUACUUCUGAGAAUGUCGGUAUUGAAAAGGUGGCUCCACUGCCUAUAUUGCAAAAGAGUCAUAGCAUGCAGGUGCUUCACCAACACCAUGGACUUUCUUUACCACCAACACCUGAUUCCACAUCAUCAGGUCUCUCUGGUCCUUCUUUGUUUCCACUGCUGAAUUCAGUUUUGCAGAACAACAUUGUUCAAAGGGAUGGUAUUCUUAAUCUAAUGAGGCAAAUCUGUGGUUUGGACACUCCAGCUAACCGUGCCAUUGAUGGAGGAUCCGCACCGGCACAAUCAGGUUCCUCGGAGAAAUCUUUGCUAGAAGCAGCUCAUGAUAGAGAGAAAGAGCUGCUUCAUGAAAUAACCGAGCUGCAGUGGAGUUAUUUUGGAUUAUACAGACUUAUAUGUGCUCAAGAAGAACUCCAAAAACAUAAAACAGAAAAUGCUCAGGUAUAAUGUCAGAAGCGAUCGGGAUCAUUGGAUGAAUGUAGAAAGAAUUUUACAUACCAGGGAUCAAGAGACGCGUGAUUAAGAGAAUUUUAUUAUUUGUAGGCAUAGCUUUGUUCUGGUAAGUUAGUACUUAGAAGAGAAACUUAUUUCCCAGCUUGUGCAGAUUCACCAUUAAGUGUACAUGACUAAUGUUUUCAUUUAUUUAGUCAAUUCGGUAGUUGUAAAUACACCUUUAGUUUAAUAUUAGGUAUGUUUUCUUGUAGAAAA